Molecule: messenger RNA, 1632 nt
Organism: Rotaria sp. Silwood1
Lineage: Eukaryota; Metazoa; Rotifera; Eurotatoria; Philodinida; Philodinidae
Source: the annotation of a GenBank genome assembly
AUGGGAAAUUGGAAAAGUAUUUCUGCAUUGUCUGUUAACAAUAAUAUGGCUUCUGCUAAAAUUGAAGUUGAGAAGCCUACAUAUGAUCGUUAUAUCUUAGAUGAAAAUAAUAUUUUCAUUCCGGAUCGAUAUUUGACACGAAUGGCCCACAAUGGUCUACUUGAAAAAUUUAUCGACUUAGUCGCUGCCGUUAAUAUAGAAACGGAAAAAAUGAAUUCCAUUUUAUUUAAAUUAAAACGUGGACAUGAGACAGCUUAUGAUGACGUCGACUUGAAGCGAUUUCAAAUCGACAAUAAUGAUGAACCAUGUAACAUGAAAACUUGCGACACAGACCCAUCAACAUCUGCUCUAGUUCAAUAUAAACACAAUGAAUUGAGGGAUUGUAACAGUAUUGAUUUAACUCAAGCAGAACGAUCUACAUCUGUGUUAACUCAUCAUGAAUUAUCAGGAUGUCAACCAAGAACAUUACCUGAUAAAAAUAACGGGCGAUAUGCUUAUUUACCAAUCUUUCCAAUGGGAUCGGUGGGUGUAGAUAAUUGUCUCCUUUUGGCUAAUGUACCCGAGAUACGUCUUACUCCUCAGGAAAUGGCACGACGUCAACAUGGCGCAUACACAUCAGAAGCCCUGAGGAUGAUGAACACGUACAAAUAUAUUGAUACAUUCAGUUUGUCUGAACAAGAUGCUGAAGAGUUAACUUUACGAUUACAAGUCGGUCAAUCAAUUAUUACUUUUAAUGCUGAUCGACUUCGUUGUAUCUGUGAUUGCAAUUCAAUCUAUUGGUAUUUUAUUCCUCUACGUCGGGAGGAAGAACUGGCAGAUAAUAUUGUUUAUACACGAGGAGCUUCUAUUGGAAAUCCAGAUUUGGCCUACAUAAUGGCCACCAUGGCCAUAACUAAUGAUCGUGUUGCGCAAUAUCUAAAUCCAGUACCAUUGCCACCAGCUGCCUAUGUCUUUUCAUAUCGACAACUACAAAGACAACGAGAAUUUUUCGAAAAUAUUAUCGGUUCUUCCAUUCAUCAACUACCCUAUGGCUUAGUUGAAUUCUCAACUGGAUUACCUCAUCCAUUCAAUGAUACACAUGAAUGGGUUCCUUUGGAUACAUCUGAUCUUCCAACGAAUGAAUUUGAACGACAAUGGGUGUUAGAAGAAAUGACAAAAUUAUUCACACCAUAUCCAUAUACAAUUAUCCCAAAUAAGAAUGAUAAUCAAACCAUACAAACUGAUGUGCAUCCAUCAAACAUUGGCCUACAUGUAUUACAACCCAUCAUUCAUGAUCAGCAUAGUAUGCUUGAUAAUUUAACCCAAAAUUCGAUCAAUGCAACCGACAUGGCCAAUGCUACUCAUCAUGAGCAUUCUAAAAUGGAUCUAACCUUCACCAGUUGGUUUUAUCUCAUUAGCUUAUGUUUAACAUGUAUCGGGGUUGGUUUGAUGGUUUAUGUGGCCGUAUCUAAGAACGGCGCAUCUACAUUUUGUAAUUUCUUAUUUACUAUGCCAGCACCUCUCACCUCUCGUUUUCACCAACAACAAAAACGUCCACAGCAAGUGGAACAAGGUCGAAUCAGAGGUGAAUUCCAUGAUCCACCAAAAGAAUUACAACCAACCAUGACAUUGAUUCCAACGGAUCUGGUUUAA